AUGUCUCACCAGAAGCGAGACUCAGAAACUGGUGAAUGGCCUACUGCUAUGCAAGUUUGGAGGGCUACAUAUCAAAAGGCUGAUGGGACAUGGUCUAUUCCAACGGGUGGAGAAAUAAUGCCAAACCAUUCACGUUGUGUUGGCAUUCGUGUUGUAAACCGAGUGGCUGAGGAAAGAAUCAGAUUGCAAGCGCAAAUUGAGGCUUCUGAACAGCAUGAAGCUACAGCUCGAGCACGUGCAGAUGCUGCUGAGCAACGUGUUGAGGCUGCUGAGCAACAAGCACAAGCUUUGGAAGGCCAAGUUUCCGUGGUGGUCGAAACAAAUGCACAACUGCAAGAAGAGCAGCAAUCCCAACGUGACGAGCUAAGUUCUUUGUGUCAAGCACAGAGUGGAGAAGUUGCUCGCCUAGUGAGAGAACAACUUGAUCAUCAAAUGGCUGAAUUAUUUGAACGCAUUGGUGCCUCGCGGCCUCCAGCAUCUUAA
Messenger RNA from Miscanthus lutarioriparius, 483 nucleotides. Lineage: Eukaryota; Viridiplantae; Streptophyta; Magnoliopsida; Poales; Poaceae. The record is from the annotation of a GenBank genome assembly.